AUGGAAGAAUAAAUGUUCUAUGGAUAAGGAGCAGGUUGUGAACACGUCAUGGGUAAAUGUGAUUCUGCUAAAAUAGAAUUUUGUGAUCCUAAAACUGACUAGAAAUUAUGUGAUUUUUACCAUCACGGAUAAUCAUUUUGUCAUGUUUAUACAUUAAAUGAUUCUGGUUGUAAUACUUUAGUUACCUACAUAAAUGCAAAAUGCUGGGAUGUUAAUAGUAUUUUGAACACAAGAAAUGCUUAAUUAGAAUAAGGAGUUAAAUUUGGGAUUGAUUCGAGAUGUUUUAACGGGAAUUUAAUGGUUAAAAAUAAAAAACAUAGCUUUUAAAAUAUAGGAAAUUGCUAUAGAUAUUAAUGUGAUUCUACUAAAUAAUAAGUGAAUAUAUGGGUAGGAUAAAUUAAACAAACUUGUAGUUAAAAUUUAGAGAAAUUAACAUUUUAGGGAUAUAAAGGAUUCCUUGAAUGUCCAAAAAAUUUAUCUAAUUUUUGUAGGUUCAAAAAAAUAUGUCCCGGUUUCUGUAAUGCAAAUGGAUAUUGCUUAAAUAAUAAGUGUUAUUGUGCUAAAGGAUUCAUUGGAAAAGAUUGCAAUAUAAAAAUAGUUUCUUGA
Messenger RNA from Ichthyophthirius multifiliis, 606 nucleotides. RefSeq names its product leishmanolysin family protein, putative. NCBI's taxonomy places the organism in Eukaryota, Ciliophora, Oligohymenophorea, Hymenostomatida. The record is from RefSeq and is a predicted model, not a curated record. The transcript has a single exon.